AUGAUUGUUGGAAAUCACAGCGCUGGCAAGUCCAGCUUCAUCAACUGGUACAUUGGCGAGGCUAUCCAGAAGACGGGCGUGGCGAUUGAGACACGUGGCUUCACUUUUGUGACUUCGGGCAAGAAACGGGAGACGCUGCAGGGUGAUGCCACCGUGCGGUUUUAUGACCACCUGCACGAGUUCGGGAAAUUCACUGGCGUCAUCUCAAACCUCUUCACGGGUAUGUCUUACCCCUUCAACGUUCAAGACGCCAUAAUCUGGAUGGCUGACCACGUCGACCUUAUCCUCAUCUUCUUUGAUCCCAUUGGGCAAGCCACUUGCAAGCGCACCAUGGAGGUCGUGGAACGGCUAAAUAAUGGACCGCACCUGGAGAAGAUUCAUUACUUCAUGUCCAAAGCGGACGCCGUUGACAAGGAGCACGAUCGGCAGCGGGUACUGAUCCAGAUCACACAGAAUCUUGCCACGAAGAUUCGCAACAGCCAUGCGUUCAACCUGCCAACCUUCUACCUGCCGCGUGACGACGAUGUGCCCUGCACCAUCCCCAACGCCAUUGAGGACGUGUGCAAGGAGAUCGACAAGGCCAUCAACAUGACUGUCCAGAAGAACCUGCGGCAGCUCAAGGGCGAUUGUGAGCGUAUCGAGAAGCGCAUCGGCGAGGUGCGAGAGCAGGACACGGCGCGGCGUGCAAGCAACGUGCAGCGGACCAUGCAGGGCAUGCUGUUGUCGCUGCUUACGCUCGUGGCGGCGGGCGUCAUGGGGGUCCUGGUGUUCGCCCGCUUUGUGGACACGCUGUGCGCGGACGCGCUGCUGGGCGACCAUUGCCGUGGCAACAAGCUUGUAAACGUGCUCCACCGGGCGCAGCCCCUUGUGGUGAGGAACUCCACUGCACUCUUCGGGGCGGCGGCCGCUGUGGUGCUGGUGCUCAUGGUCAUUACGAAGCUCACCUGGCGCAUCCAGCCCAUCCUUAGCAAGAAAGACCUCAAGAAGCUGGAGGACUACCGGGUGUACGUCAAGAAGAUUGCGGAGCAGGAGGAGGGACUGUACCAGGAAUACUUCAAGACGCUGUCGUCUAUGGAGCACUGA
Volvox carteri f. nagariensis is the source of this 1083-nucleotide messenger RNA. RefSeq lists its product as uncharacterized. The transcript is spliced from 12 exons. Lineage: Eukaryota; Viridiplantae; Chlorophyta; Chlorophyceae; Chlamydomonadales; Volvocaceae. Bases 1 to 1083 code for a protein of 360 amino acids. The record is from RefSeq and is a predicted model, not a curated record.